Molecule: messenger RNA, 252 nt
Organism: Caenorhabditis auriculariae
Lineage: Eukaryota; Metazoa; Nematoda; Chromadorea; Rhabditida; Rhabditidae
Source: the annotation of a GenBank genome assembly
AUGGACCAUAUAUGGACCUACCAUAAUAUCGUCGGGCUGACCCUGGGACCUAGCUGCUCCCGAAACGAGGCCGACCGCCGUGGCGAGGGCAUUUGUGGCCACUCUUGCUUCCGCGAUCUCCGGCUGAAAAUCGUCGAAAAUCAUGGAUUUAUUCGAAGAGCGACGAAAUUAGUACGGGGAAAGCUGAGCUGGAUUAAUAUUGCUGGUAAAAGAGUUGGGGGGCGUGGCCAAGAGUGUGUUGGGAUCUUCUGA